CAUCUCCAAUGUCGGCGUCAGUUGGCCAGUUGGUGCCUCCACCUGUCAGACCAACCCGAGGUUGCCCGGCUCGGACUACGAGCAAAAAGCUCAAGGAUGCAAUAAGGGUGGAAAUCUUCAUGAGAGCUACAAGAGGGUACUCAGGGUGGAGUUCCUCCUCAGGCUCAUCAGCUAA
Acaulospora colombiana is the source of this 175-nucleotide messenger RNA. The record is from the annotation of a GenBank genome assembly. NCBI's taxonomy places the organism in Eukaryota, Fungi, Glomeromycota, Glomeromycetes, Diversisporales, Acaulosporaceae.